AUGCCGCAUCAAGAAUCCGAGUCGCAGGCUCAGGCCGAGUCUUCAAACGAGCAACUGGAAAGGCUACCCUUCCCGCCGAUCCCGUACUCUCACAUCCUCCAUUGUUCUUAUCAUCACUGGCAACCUCGGUACCGGACGAUCACACCCAAAUCUCGCCUUAUACCCUUGACAGAUCCCUUCGUUUCCUAUCUGCGCGCCGACGGAAUCGUUCUACCACCCGAGAAUACCUCCCCCCAGGAUGAAGAUGACCUCGAUACAUUUUCAGACGAUGGCGCGGACGAGGAGCCAGAUCCAUCCGUAGAGUGGCAGGAUAUCCAUUCGCAAAUCAAGUCUACUAUUUCCGAGUUUGGCGGGAAAGUGACACCCAAGUUGAACUGGAGCGCCCCGAAGGAUGCGGUGUGGAUGUCCGCGACAAACGACCUCCAAUGCCGCACGCCGAACGAUAUAUACCUCCUUCUGAAGAGUAGUGACUUCGUCACACACGACCUGGAGCAUCCCUUCGACGACUGUGUCCCCGAUACCACUGAAACAACGGAGUCGUCUGAUGCCCAACCCGAAAUCCCUUACCACCUUGUUCUCCGCAAGUAUGUCAACUUCAACCCUGCGCUCGAGUUCCGGUGUUUCGUGCGCAACCGUGUACUGCUAUGCAUGUGCCAGCGAGACCAAAACCAUUUCGACUUCCUGUUCGGCUUGCGCGAUACUCUUCGAUCCCGCAUCCAGGCCUUCUUCGAUGAGCACCUCAAGGACUCGUUCCCUGACCCCAAUUUUGUGUUUGAUAUGUACAUUCCCGCACCUUACCAGCGCGUAUGGCUGGUGGACAUCAAUCCAUGGGCACCCAGAACCGACCCCCUUCUCUUCAGCUGGCUAGAGAUUCUCCACAUGAGAGAUCCCAUCGGCAUCCAGGAAGCGGAUGACGACGCCCCGGAGCAGUUCGUUCGAUUAUCCCUCAAUGGCGAUAAUCUGACUAUUCUCGAUGUGGGCGGUAAUGAGGGAUCUGACUCGGGAUCAGAAUCAGAAGCAGAAGCAGAAGGGGAUGCAGAAGACGAUGAUGACUCGCCGUUCCUCCCUGAAUUCCGCCUCAUCAAACGCGACGAUCCGGAAGCAUAUGCUUUCACAACGCCGCAGUACUCUGCGCACAAGCUGCCCCGAGAAGUCGUUGACGCUUCUCUUACUGGACCUGGAGGGAUGAGUGAAUUCCUAGGGAAGUGGCAAGAGAUCCUGGCCAAACAGGAGCAGGAGGAUACGGAAAGUGAGGAUGGACGAUAG
Molecule: messenger RNA, 1266 nt
Organism: Aspergillus clavatus NRRL 1
Lineage: Eukaryota; Fungi; Ascomycota; Eurotiomycetes; Eurotiales; Aspergillaceae
Gene: cdc123
Product: cell proliferation protein CDC123
Exons: 2
Coding region: 1-1266 (421 amino acids)
Cellular component (GO): cytoplasm
Source: RefSeq, a predicted model, not a curated record